Molecule: messenger RNA, 993 nt
Organism: Penicillium angulare
Lineage: Eukaryota; Fungi; Ascomycota; Eurotiomycetes; Eurotiales; Aspergillaceae
Gene: thiA
Product: thiamine thiazole synthase
Exons: 2
Coding region: 1-993 (330 amino acids)
Biological process (GO): thiamine biosynthetic process
Source: RefSeq, a predicted model, not a curated record
AUGUCUCCACCCGCUGCUAUCUUUGAGCCUGUCACUGCCCCUACCGGUAUUAAGGGCAAGGUUAUCGUCCCAGAGACGGCUACUACCACCCUGACUGGUCAGGGACAGAGUCAGCUUCUUGAACAGUUCGGCGGCAAGUGGGAUGCGUUCAAGUUCGCCCCUAUCCGCGAAAGCCAGGUCUCUCGUGCCAUGACUCGUCGUUACUUCCAGGAUCUGGACAACUACGCUGAGAGUGAUGUUGUCAUCGUCGGUGCUGGUUCCUGUGGUCUGAGCUCUGCUUAUGUGCUGGCCAAGGCCCGUCCAGACCUGAAGAUUGCCAUUAUUGAGGCUUCCGUGUCUCCUGGUGGCGGUGCUUGGCUCGGUGGUCAGCUCUUCUCCGCCAUGGUUCUCCGUCGCCCCGCCGAUGCUUUCCUGACUGAGCUCGGCGUUCCUUUCGAGGAGGAGCCUAAUAACCCCAACUUCGUGGUUGUUAAGCACGCCGCUCUCUUCACCUCGACUUUGCUGUCUAAGGUGCUUUCCUUCCCCAACGUGAAGCUUUUCAACGCCACUUGCGUCGAGGACUUGAUCACCCGUCCUGAUGGUCCUGGCAAGGUUCGCCUGGCUGGUGUCGUCGUAAACUGGACCCUGGUCACUCUGCACCACGAUGACCACUCCUGCAUGGACCCCAACACUAUCAACGCUCCCAUCAUCAUCAGUACCACUGGCCAUGACGGUCCUUUCGGUGCCUUCUGUGCUAAGCGUCUUGUCUCCAUGAACACCAUUGAGAAGCUCGGUGGCAUGCGUGGUCUUGACAUGAACUUGGCUGAGGAUGCUAUCGUCAAGAACACCCGUGAGGUUAACAAGGGUCUUAUCAUCGGUGGUAUGGAGCUGUCUGAGAUUGAUGGCUUCAACCGCAUGGGCCCUACUUUCGGUGCCAUGGCCAUGUCUGGUGUCAAGGCUGCUGAGGAGGCGCUUCGCGUCUUUGAUGAGCGUAAGCGCGAGUGCGCUGAGUAA